AGCUCUUCUGUUAAAGAAAGUAGAAAUGAUACAUAGUCAGUAAACAUACGUGUGUCAGUAUUGAAAACGCCGAACCUCUGAACUGAAGAUUCGUUGAUCAUAUGUUGAAAUAGGUUUGAUAAAGAAAUUUUAAGCAGUCCCUGAGCAAUGGUGAGAAUUCUCAGCAAUGGAGACAUAGUACCAGAUGACGAUCCAAGGGCCAGACAGGCCGCGGGGAACAGGGGCAGUAACUCUGCUAGACCAAGACAGGGCUUUGUGCGACAUGAGGAUUACCAACAGGGUGGGGCAGGAAGAGGAUUCCUGGGUCAAGGUGAUGGCCAGGUGUCUGUGUUCACACUUAUAAACCAGAAACUGCUGGACUUUGGGAUCCCUCGAUUCAAUGUUGGUCCCUAUGUUGUGGAGCCUAUAGCGUUAGUGGGAAUGAUCCUUGCUGGCUUGAUGUUUGGACUCCCGGGACUUUUAUUUGGAGGUGUUUUGUUCAUGGUAGUGAUGUCCAGUCAAGUAGCAACCAAUGCAGGGAACCAGAGAGGGCAAGCAGGGACUGGGGGUGGGGGGUGGGGGGCACAGACUGGGGUAGGGGCAAUCAGUUAUAUCAUUACUCAUGUACAUCUUUCUGUAAAAUAUUUUGAUAAUUCAACUAAAUAUUUUAUGAAGUAAAUUGUUGAUCUUAGAUUUGCCGAUUCCAAUUUUUCAUUGGAAAAUGAAUGUUUGAAAUGAUGUUGUUUAUUUAAUGAAUAAAUUUAUGCCUGUGAACAUUUAGGUUUUGUACAAUCCUGCUGAAACACAGAGAGUGGCAACCAUGGUGUAUUUCAAGGUUCCUUAGCAAAUCCCAUGAUGUUAAAAUUUCAUAAUUUCAAAAAGUACCUGCAAUCACGGAAGUUUUAAUUUCAUGCUGCGAGAAAAUUUAAAUAAAUUUAUUAUAGUUGAAUAAAUUUAUUUAAAACUGUGUAUUCACAAGAGUUUAAUUUAAAAUAAUGAAUCGCAAACAUAUCGCUUUUUUUGGGCCGAUCCAAACUCACCUACAAGGUAUUUCUGUUGUAGGGUAAUGGUCACUAUUACAAGAAUGAUUAACUGUACAAUAGCAAGGGUAGAAAUCCUGUUCAUAAAUAAUAAACAUAAGUUCUUCUUUAUUUAUGUUUCAAACAUGUUAAGCAUUCAAUUACAAUCUGUGUUGAUGAUAUGAUAUGGCAUCUACAUUUUACAGGUUUCUGUGAAAAGCUUGUUAGAUCCAAUAUUUCUUCAUUUCUAAUUUUUGCAUUCAGGGCAUUGGUUCAUCGGGCAAAAGUUUUUUUUUAUUUCUUAUUUUUUUCUUUAAUGAAUGUUUGCAAUCUUUUAAUCUACAACAAAAGAUAAUUUUUAUUACUUUAAAUUAUGUUAAAUGGGCCGAAGAGACAUUAUUAUUUUAAAAAAUGAUAUUAUUAUAAAACCAUGCAUUCAUUGAUACUGAUAUAAUAAAAUUU
Magallana angulata is the source of this 1460-nucleotide messenger RNA. RefSeq names its product protein FAM241B-like. The record is from RefSeq and is a predicted model, not a curated record. Gene Ontology annotation, cellular component: intracellular membrane-bounded organelle. The transcript is spliced from 3 exons. NCBI's taxonomy places the organism in Eukaryota, Metazoa, Mollusca, Bivalvia, Ostreida, Ostreidae. The coding region runs from base 148 to 657 and encodes 169 amino acids.